Messenger RNA from Aspergillus ruber CBS 135680, 1282 nucleotides. RefSeq names its product oligoribonuclease. The transcript is spliced from 2 exons. Gene Ontology annotation, molecular function: 3'-5'-RNA exonuclease activity; nucleic acid binding. The record is from RefSeq and is a predicted model, not a curated record. Bases 257 to 823 code for a protein of 188 amino acids. NCBI's taxonomy places the organism in Eukaryota, Fungi, Ascomycota, Eurotiomycetes, Eurotiales, Aspergillaceae. Gene Ontology annotation, cellular component: mitochondrion.
ACUCAAGGUAAAACAAACUGUGUCGAUGUGAAGUCGAAUUUAAUUCAAGUUUUCUGUCCUUUCAACUGUUUUGAGAGCGCCUUCAGAGGGAAUGCUACGUCGGUUCUACCGCAUCACGUCCUCGCCUCGGUUCGCGCACCUUGACCUUCUCCGCCAGGUUUGUGAUUCUCAAUUCUUUCAACACUCUUCAUACCCAGCUCACUGAGUUGCGCAACUGGCUGUUCGGAACCCAUAUUUCUGUCGAACAAUUGCCAGUAUGCCGCUCGCACGCUCUACAGAUCCCUUGGUGUGGAUCGACUGCGAGAUGACUGGCCUUAACUCUGACACCGACAGCAUCCUCCAAAUUUGCUGCUUCAUCACAGACCAUCAACUUCGCAUCCUCGAACCCAUUGGUUUCGAAGCUGUUAUCCACCACCCCAAGUCCAUCCUCGACAACAUGUCUCAAUGGUGCGUCGACACCCAUGGCCGCACCGGCCUGACCGCUGCCGUACUUGCAUCAACGACAACCGCCGAUGUGGCCGCCGCCGACCUCCUCGCAUACAUACAGAAAUUUGUCCCCGAGCCACGAACGGCGGUGCUGGCGGGCAACAGCGUUCAUGCAGAUAAGGCGUUUCUGACACAAGGCCCGUAUGCGUCCGUGCUAGAAUGGUUGCACUAUCGGAUUCUGGACGUGAGUGCGAUCAAGGAGGCUGCUAGGCGGUGGGGAAGCGAGGGGUUGUUGCAGGCGGUGCCUCCUAAGAGGGAGAUGCAUUUGGCCAAGGAUGAUAUACUGGAGAGUAUUGAGGAGAUGAGAUUCUACAGAGAGCGGUUAUUUGGGGUGUGAUUCUGCUGCUUCUAUGCCUGCCGAGCAGUACCCUUUCGCAGGAUGUUGAGCAAUCUCCCCAACAGUUUUUGUGUUGCUCUGCUGUCUCAGUUUAUGUGCAAUAUCGGAAACCUUAUCCACCGGGCUAUUUACAGACUAUUUUGGUCCAGCCAGAACUCCCGCCCAAGCUUUUGGCUAUCACGACGGGAACUCAAUACAAUCGCAUUGGGCGUUCUGCAACAGGUACAUGGAAGUGGCAAUACUGAGCCUAUGCGAUCUUGUAUAGGAAUGGCUUCGAUGUGUUGUCAUGGCAGUCGCAUUGAUGAUCGCGGGGCCUCUGGAGCGAAAAUACUACUAGCAUUCGAUGCCGGAUUGCAGCGUCUGCUUGGCUACACAUUCGAUGAUAAUAGGCGGGUGUAAUUUCAUAUGUUUUAUAGCACAGUAACAAGUCGUAUUAAACCGGGUAGCUCAACGACGGCC